Molecule: messenger RNA, 2230 nt
Organism: Vigna unguiculata (cowpea)
Lineage: Eukaryota; Viridiplantae; Streptophyta; Magnoliopsida; Fabales; Fabaceae
Source: RefSeq, a predicted model, not a curated record
ACACAUUCACUCGAACUCACAUUGCUACACACAUCACGUACCAACACUCCUCCCUCAUCACACUAUUCUCGCACCACGCUCACACCAUCACGCACGCACACCCGUCACUAAAACCCGCACACCACACACUUAAUUCACCCACAUGGUCCUUCGUUUAGAUCCUUUUGGAACAUUCUUUCCAACCGACACAUGCACUUAUUAAACACUGUAACUGACAUAACAGAAAGGGGUUAUCCAUUCGCUUCCAAAGACUAUAAAAGAGACCGAACGAAGAUGAUUUGGGGUUUUUUUGGGGCAGAAAGAAAAGAACCCGACAAAGAAGGAAGGGAGUUGGGAGAUUGGUCGAGGUUCUUGGAGUUCUGGUAGAUUUCCGGGAGGAAAGGAGAGAAAGAAUCAAGAAAUCGAAGAAAGGCAGAAGGAAGAGGAGAAAUGAUCAAGAAUCACGGCAACGGAGAUAUGGUGAGGACACGAGGAAAUAUAUCUAGACGUGGUUCAAAUGAUGCACCCGAGAGUUCCAGACACGGUGCUGCACGAAAGAGACCGACAGCAUCGGCUCGUAGAAGGGGUCAGCAUGAGGCUAAUGUCGUUGAGGAUGACAUUGUUGAGAAUGAGGUUCCUGACGUUCAUCGGGAGGACGAGCAGGUCAUUGAUAACGAUGGUGGAGGAUUUCCUGGUGGGCCGUAUGAUACAUCUUUAUUGACGCAGUACCAGGAUCAUGUUGCACGCAUGAUAUGGGAUGGUCAGGAUCGAGCUGUGAAAGUGGUCUCCCAUAUUAAAAAAGUUAAGAAAUUAGGACGUCCUCACCCUGCUGUUGCACCUUUUGUGUUAGCUUCUGGAUUAUCGCCUUUGUGCGAUAUUUUAUAUGAAUAUAUCGAUCUUGGGUUAGUAUUGGGUUUCGUGGAGAGAUGGCAUCCCGAGACUAAUACUUUUCAUUUACCCAUUGGGGAGAUGACCAUCACUUUGGAUGACGUAUCGUCACUUCUCCAUCUUUCCAUCAGUGGAAACUUUUGCUCCACUGAAAAUCUGGAAUAUGAAGAUUCUGUUCAGAUUUUGACGACACUUCUUGGUGUUGACCGGGCCAUGGCAUGUGUGGAGCUGAAUCAAAGUCGGGGUGCACAGGUCCGACUGAGCUGGUUGAGAGACUUGUAUCACAGUUGUUGUGAAAACGAGCUGUGGGAGUUUGCUGCACGUGCAUAUCUUUUGCACCUUGUAGGGUGCACUAUAUUUGCUAACAAAAGCGCCACCUAUGUUCGUACACAUUAUCUCGAGCUAUUUAGAGAUCUUUCCACAUGUCGUACAUAUGGUUGGAGAGUUGCUGCUCUUGUCCACUUAUAUGAGCAGCUAAGAGAUGCCAGCUUUGCAAAUACAAAGCAAUUAGCUGGAUAUCUACCUCUUCUGCAGGCUUGGAUAUACGAGCACUUCCCUACAUUGGGAAGGAAGCAAGUACGGGAUACAUAUGUGGAGACCGAACCCCGUGCUCUACGUUAUGUCACUGGACGCGCCAUUUCCGCUAUAGCUGAUGUUAGAGUCCAGUUGGAUGGCUUGACAUAUGAUGGGAUGAUUUGGAACCCAUAUGUAGCACACAGAGCUGCACGACAACUGGUAACACAUAGCAUGUUUUCUGGCUUCCUGAGGGUUGGGACCGUCGUACAACGUCAUUUGCCUGAGCGUGUGUUGCGACAAUUUGGCUUCAUCCAGCCUAUUCCACGACCGCCUAGUUCGGUUCCCAUGAUGGACUUUGAGGCUAUUGAUGAUCGGUGGAAAAAGCACGAGCAGUUUGUUGUACAUCAAGUGGUCCAAGCACCAGCUCCCUUUUCAUGUUCGGAUGGAUAUUUGCAGUGGUUUAGGAGAGUCUCUCAUCCAUACAUUUUACGUGGAGCUGAGGCCGACCGACCUAGCCUUGUGCUUGUGCCCCGACUUCGUCGGAAUUUGCCAGAUGACAUAACAGUUCAGAGGACGUCACCGUCAUCAUCUUCCAGUGGUUUAUUGAUAUGUCACACAUUUAGUUGUUAAUAUUAUAAGUAACUAUUAAUAUUUGACAUUAACUUGUUAUUAUGACAGGGUCUCGUGAAACGCAUUGUAGGUGGUCUCCAGCGGAUGAUAGACUGUAGAGAUGUUACUGAGGGCACAGUUGCCUGGGAUCGCACUCAUGAGUUAUUGCAGAUGGCUCAAGAUGUACUUGAAGAGGAAGAGACUAGAGGAGGACGUAGAGUUCGAGGUCGACGACCAU